Phragmites australis (common reed) is the source of this 1756-nucleotide messenger RNA. RefSeq lists its product as uncharacterized. Bases 1 to 1575 code for a protein of 524 amino acids. Lineage: Eukaryota; Viridiplantae; Streptophyta; Magnoliopsida; Poales; Poaceae. The transcript is spliced from 2 exons. The record is from RefSeq and is a predicted model, not a curated record.
AUGCGACAACGCGCCGCCGCCAUGAUGAACGUCAUGGCCAUCGGGCUCGUCCUCUCCACCUUGGCCGCCGCGGGCGUCUGGUCGCCCGCGCCGCCACCCUCAGCCCAGCAGCACGGGGACCACGUCGUCCGGGAGGGCCGACGCGUGGUCAUCGUCGAGUACGAGCGGGAGCGCCCGCUCUCGCCCGGCGUCAAGGAGGUGCGCGUCCUGUCAGACCAUGGCCCCCUCGUCGGCGGCGAGGGCGGCGACAAGGUAUUCCACGAGGCCGGAGGCGUGGUCUCUGACGCGGCCGGCAAGGUAGCUGGCGCGGCGGAGGAGGGCGAGGAGAAGAUGUCCGAUGCCAAGGUGAGCGCCAAGGGCGGUGACCUCGGCGCGGUCAAGCGGUGCAAGGACAGGCUCUGCGGCGCGGGCAGGAAAGUAGAAGAGGGCGCUAAAGACGCGACGUCGCGUGUCGAGCAUGGCGCGGAGGACGCGGUCCGAGGCGCCAAGGAGAUGAUCUCGGAUGCCAAGGACAGCGCUGAGAACAAGGCGUACGACGCCGCGUCGCAGGGGAAGGAGACCGUGAAGAGCGCCAGGGACAAGAUCUUCGAAGCAGCCGGUAAAGCCAAGGAGAAGGAGUCGGACAUCAUGCACGGAGCAGCUGAAGCCGCGAAGAGUGCGAAAGAUAGGGUGUCUGAGGCGGCCAAGAACGCCAAGGACAGCGCCGAGGAUACUGUCAAGAGCGCCAAGGACAGGGUCGCCGACAUCGCCGAGAGAGCCGAGGAGUACGCGGAAGACGCCGCCGAGCGCGCGGCGGACAAGGCCGCGGAAGCCGAGGAGGCCGUGAAGGCGAAGGCCGGCGAGGUGACCAAGAACCUGACCGACAUCGCGCGUAGGGCGUGGGACGUGGCGUCCGACGCCGCCGCGUACCUCCUCGGUGGGCCAAGGGAGGCCGUGCGCACCGCGACGGCCGUGAUGCACCUCCUGGGCUUCGCCACGGCCUAUGGCACCUGCGUCUGGGUGACGUUCGUGUCCAGCUACGUGCUCGCUUCGGAGCUGCCAAGGCAGCAGCUCGGCAUGCUGCAGAGCAAGCUGUUCCCGUUGUACUUCCGCGCCAUGGCCUACGGCGUCGGCCUGGUGCUCGCCGCGCACCUGCUCGGGCGAGAGCGGAGCUCCCUCGCGUCGCGCGCCCAGAGCUUCAACGUGCUCGCCGCGCUCUCCCUGAUCCUCGCCAACAUGCUGCUUCUGGAGCCAAAGGCCACCAAAGUGAUGUUUGAAAGGAUGAAAGUGGAGAAGGAAGAAGGCAGGGGACGGGACAUGGCGGAUAUCGACGACCCACCGGCCGGCAGCAUUGCGACGACGGCCACCAACACCGCCACUGCCGCCCGCGCAGAAGCGGCAGCAGCACGUACUGCCGUCGACGGCGUGGCGACGACGGGCGACGCGGAGAUGUCCAAGAGCAGGAUGGCGAGGCUGAACAAGCGGCACAAGAAGCUCAACAGCUACUCGUCCCUGUGCAACGUGCUGUCGCUGAUGGCCCUCACCUGGCACCUCGUGCACCUCGCCCGCCGCCUCCAGACGGGCACUGCCUGCUAGGCUGGUCUGCGCUCAUCUUUGGCUCCCCCGUGCUCUGCAGCUCUUCGUCGUCUCGUUGUACUUUUCAGUUAGCAUUCAGUUUAUGCUUCAGAUGUCUGCGAGUGACUAGUGAUGUUAGUGCUCCAGUUUCAGUUGUUUGGGAAGUUCGUAGACGUAUCGUGGGUGUAACUGAGAAUCAAGU